Trichogramma pretiosum is the source of this 1469-nucleotide messenger RNA. Its product is annotated as calcium and integrin-binding protein 1-like. The record is from RefSeq and is a predicted model, not a curated record. Lineage: Eukaryota; Metazoa; Arthropoda; Insecta; Hymenoptera; Trichogrammatidae. Gene Ontology annotation, molecular function: calcium ion binding. The coding region runs from base 362 to 907 and encodes 181 amino acids. The transcript has 5 exons.
GCCCGAGGCUGUGUCAUGGUACUAUAUAGUCAAAGCAGUCGACGCUUACAUACAUAUAGAGCCCGCAAGCAUUGACAUAUUUGACGCUUGCGAGAAGUCGCUUUGUUUUGGGUGUGGGUGAACGAGUGGUCGUUCAACCUCGCGUCCGCGCGCAGUGCAGAAUUCGUCGAUUAAAGCCCGCACAAGACUCGCGAAACUGAGCCAUAUACUGUUUGGAGUUUGGAGACUGACUUCGAUUGUUGUCGCUCGAGAGUUCCGCUUAAUUACCAUAUCGAAAAUUUUCAACGAUCCGAAUACCGUUGAGAGAAUUUGAAACCGUUCAUUGUGUCAACAUAAACGGUACAGGCAUUUUUUCGUAACAAUGGGUGCAGCAAAGAGCCAGCUCACCGAUCAGCAGCUGCAAGAUUAUCAGGAUCUGACAUACUUCACGAAAAAGGAGGUUUUAUAUGCUUAUCAGAAGUUUAAAGCCCUUAGUACAGAGGAUUCUUUAAUACGGACAUUGGCAGAAAUGAAGAAAAUCCCUGAAUUGAAGGCUAAUCCUUUUGGAGACAGAAUUUGCAAAGUAUUUAGUUCAACUCAAGAUGGAAACUGUACAUUCGAGGACUAUUUAGACAUGAUGUCGGUUUUUAGUGACGCUGCUCCGAAAUCUGUAAAAGCUGAGCAUGCCUUCAGAAUAUUCGAUUUUGAUGGAGAUGAUAUGCUAGGAACUGCAGAUCUUAGACAAGUUAUUACUGCAUUAACAAAAACUCCAGAACAUAGUUUAACAGAAGAAGAAAUAAAACAGUUGAUUCAAAAUGUGCUUGCAGAAGCUGACUUGGAUGAUGAUGGAUCAUUGAGUUUUGCUGAAUUUGAACACAUUAUAGAAAAAAGCAGUGAUUUCUCAAAGACCUUCAGAAUACAUUUAUAGACGGCAAAACUAGGUAGCAAAUUUUGCAUAUGUAUAUAGCAUUCAUGUUUUCAAAUCAAAGACUUGGAUUAAUUAAAUUAAAUAAUUAGCAUUAGUAAUCAAGCCUGCCAUGAAGUCAUUUUUUCCAAUAUCAACUUUAUUGUAACUAUAAGUAUGUUCUAGUUUAGCUAGUAUAAGAAAAAUUACUGAUUACAAAUUCAUGUACCAAUGUUACUACAUUGUACUUUUUGGCUUAUUCUAUGAUAUUUAUCUUUUUUCUCAAAUUUUAAAGAUGAAUUGAAAAUAGCCUGUUUUUCAUCCACUGUAGUUUUUUUUAUUAGUCUAGAGUCCAUUCAAAAAUUUUUGGAUAUCCUUAUUUUUCACUGUUGUUGAUUACUGAAUUAAUGCAGCUAAAAAAAGUAUUUAUUAGAAUUAGAUUAGCAAUAAAAUUUAUAAAAAGUUAAAAAAUAGAAAUGAGAUUAAAGUGAACAACACACAGAAACUUCACAAGUAAAGAGUUUUGGUUUCUUUUUUAUGCCAAUAAAGAAAAAAUUUAAUAAAAACAAUCAUUUUUCAAGUUGAA